AUGCGAUUGAUCCUGCUGCAGCUGUGGCUGCUGACCUUGUGGCGCCAGAACCGAGCGGGGCCUCUCCAGGAGAGGGUCCCGCUCUUCCGACUCACUCAGCAAGAUCCCUCGGAGAGCAGUGGCAGCAACAGCACAGAUUCGCCCUGCGAGGGGCUCCCCGCUGCGGGCUCCACCACUUUGAUCCUGACGAACCGCAGCCUGGAACGACUCCCCGGCUGCCUGGCACGCACGCUGCGCAGCCUCGAUGGCAGCCACAACUUGCUGCGCGCGCUGAGCGUAUCAGAACUCGGCCGCCUGACAGAGCUGCAGGUGCUGACGCUGCGCCACAACCGCAUCGCCACUCUGCGCUGGGGCCGCAGGAUGCCAGCCGGGCUGCACACGCUGGACCUCAGCUACAACCUGCUGGCCGCCCUGCCACCGUGCGCGGGGCCAGCGCUGCGCAGCCUCCGCGCGCUGGUGCUCGCCGGGAACCCGCUGCAGGUGCUGCAGCCGCGGGCCUUCGCCUGCUUCCCGGCGCUGCAGCUCCUCAACCUGUCCUCCAGCGCGCUGGGCCACAGCGCCCAAGGGGGCAUCUCUGAGCAGGCGUUCACCGGAGCGGGCGGAGAGCCCCUGGCCACGCUUGAGGUCCUGGACCUCAGUGGCACGUACCUGGAACGAGUGGAGUCUCGCUGGAUCAGAGACUUGCCGAAGCUCAUGUCCCUCUUCCUGAGGAAGAUGCCCAGGCUGAGGGUCCUAGAGGGAGACAUUUUCAAGAUGACCCCCAACCUGCGGCAGCUGGAUUGUCAAGACUCCUCAGCACUUACUUCUGUUCCCACACAUAUCUUUCAAGACACUCCUCAUCUACAGAUCCUUCUGCUUCAGAACUGCAACUUGAGUUCCUUCCUUCCUUGGACAGUGAAUUCCUCCCAGGUCCUAACAGUCAACCUCUUUGGAAACCCUCUCACUUGUAGCUGUGAGUUGUCCUGGCUCCUCAUGGAUGCAAACAGAACUGUCUUAAGCAGGGCAGAAGACACUGUGUGCAUACCAGUGGUGGGAUCUGGAGUCCCCUUCUCAGCUCCUCUUUCCCUCUCCCAGCUGCCUGGUGUGUGCAAGUCUAAUCAAAACACCAGCCUCCCGGUUUCAACCCCACCCCAUGUGGACAGCUUAGCUUAUGCACCAUUGACACAGGGUCUCUCCACUGGGCAAGACACAGUCUACUCUAUUCUGCCUGUGGAAGGCCAGCAGAGUGUCACCAAGGUCCCCUCCCACACGGUGGCUCCCCUCACACAAGCUGCAUGGAUGUACAAUGAUGUUGGGGAGGGAACUGCCCUGUCCACUACCAACUCUACAGCAGAUUAUGACAGCCUUCCACUCAGAACUUCCCCCACAGCCGGGGCACAGCAUGGAGAACAAACUGUCAGGCUUGUUCUUGAGCCUGGUAUCUCACCUGCUUCCACCCCACCGGCCAGCAAACGCCUUGGUCCCUUCCCUCCCUCACAGAACCCCAUGAACACGUCUCAGCCCCACCAGAGGACACAGAUCACCACCCAGGCUCCCAAACCAAGUCCUACGGAGGAUGGGAUCCCAAUCUUGCUGUUGGAUGACAGUGAAGAGGAAGAGGGGACCACGGAAAAGGUGGGAGCACCUCCCCAGAAUGUCUUAUGUGAUUAUCACCCCUGCAAGCACCUGCAGAUCCCAUGUGCAGAACUGCAGAGGCGCUCACGGUGCCUCUGCCCUGGCCUCAGCCGGGAGGACACCAUCCCGGACCCUCCCAAGCUGCAGGGGGUGUUGGAGAUGACGGACACAUCAGCACUUAUCCACUGGUGUGCCCCCAACUCAGUAGUGCUCAGGUACCAGAUCCUCUACUCUGCAGAGGGUGGGGUGGGGAACCAGUCUGUGGUGGGGGACAUCUAUGCCACUGCCCGGCAGCACCCGUUGUAUGGGCUGUCACCGGGCACCACCUACAGGGUGUGUGUGCUGGCAGCUAACAGGGCAGGCCUGAGCCCACUGAGAGCCUCGGACUGGAGAAGGCCAUGUGUCACUUUCACCACCAAGCCCAGCUCAGUGGUCAUUUUUACUGUGCUGAGUGCUGCCAGUGGCCUGCUACUGGUCAGUACCCUGGUGCUGUCCGUGUUCCUCUGCAGACAGUGCCCGAUGCCAUACAGGCAGAACUAUGACAUGCACCUGGUAGACUUCAAAAACCAUGUUUUUUUGAGCUACUAG
Castor canadensis (American beaver) is the source of this 2202-nucleotide messenger RNA. It is a transcript of the gene Lrrn4, whose product is annotated as leucine rich repeat neuronal 4. Gene Ontology annotation, molecular function: protein binding. The record is from RefSeq and is a predicted model, not a curated record. Lineage: Eukaryota; Metazoa; Chordata; Mammalia; Rodentia; Castoridae. Gene Ontology annotation, cellular component: plasma membrane. Gene Ontology annotation, biological process: long-term memory.